CUAUCCAAACAGUGAAAGUAAUAAAGUCAUAUUCGGCCAAGUCAAACUUUUGACUUUUGCGAUCGCUAAUAAUGGAGGAGUGGGAGAGUGAUGAUAAGGAAGUAAAGGCCGCCGGAGCUGAACCUCUACCCGACGGCCGGCGAGGACUGAGCAUUCAGGGUUGGGAGAUCGAAACUCGCAAGCUUUCCAUUCUCAAUUCUCUUAAUGUUCAACGAUGGGAAAAAGAACUUCAGACGUUGCACUUGCCUGAGAUGGUAUUUGGAGACAAUUGUUUGGUGCUUAAACAUGUGAAUAGUGGCACAAAAUUCUUUUUCAACGCAUUUGAUGCUUUAGUUGGUUGGAAACAUGAGGCAUUGCCGCCUGUUGAAGUUCCAGCAGCUGCAAAAUGGAAAUUCAGGAGUAAACCUUUGAAACAGGUGGUGCUCGACUAUGACUAUACCUUUACAACACCUUACUGUGGAAGUGAAACUGUCGAAAGAAAUGUCGAGUGUGAAAGUGCAAUACCUGAUGAAGGCAGCAGCUGCAUUCAAUGGGAGGAUUGUAAGGAGAAAAUUGAUUUGGUUACACUGGCUUCUAAAGAACCUAUUCUCUUUUAUGAUGAGAUAAUCUUAUACGAGGAUGAACUAGCUGAUAAUGGGAUCUCACUUUUGACUGUUAAAGUGCGAGUCAUGCCAAGUGGUUGGUUCCUAUUGCUGCGUUUCUGGCUUAGAGUUGAUGGAGUGCUUAUGAGACUACGAGACACUCGUUUGCAUUGUUUAUUUGGGGAGCAUAACAAAUCCGUUAUUCUUCGUGAAAGCUGCUGGAGAGAAACCACAUUUCAGGCCUUGUCUUCGAAAGGAUACCCCUCUGAUCUUGCUGCAUAUAGUGAUCCAAGCAUCAUCGCUGAAAGGCUUCCUAUUGUAAUGCAGAAGACUCAAAAGCUGAAUAUUGGAGUGCCCUGUAAGCAGUAGUAUGAUCCUAGAUUGUUGUAUAAGAUCUUUUUCAUUUUUCCCCUUUAUAUGGAACUUAAGUUAAAUUAUGUUAUUUAUCCUCAAGCAAGUAAUGAAUAGCACUACCUUGGAGUGCUCUCACUUUGUCCUUCA
Lycium ferocissimum is the source of this 1082-nucleotide messenger RNA. RefSeq names its product TIP41-like protein. Gene Ontology annotation, biological process: TOR signaling. Lineage: Eukaryota; Viridiplantae; Streptophyta; Magnoliopsida; Solanales; Solanaceae. The transcript has 8 exons. Bases 72 to 950 code for a protein of 292 amino acids. The record is from RefSeq and is a predicted model, not a curated record. Gene Ontology annotation, cellular component: cytosol.